This is a messenger RNA of Haliotis rubra (blacklip abalone), 883 nucleotides long. Its product is annotated as phosphatidylglycerophosphatase and protein-tyrosine phosphatase 1-like. Bases 156 to 680 code for a protein of 174 amino acids. Gene Ontology annotation, molecular function: protein tyrosine/serine/threonine phosphatase activity; phosphatidylglycerophosphatase activity; phosphatidylinositol-4,5-bisphosphate 5-phosphatase activity. Gene Ontology annotation, biological process: protein dephosphorylation. The transcript is spliced from 5 exons. Lineage: Eukaryota; Metazoa; Mollusca; Gastropoda; Lepetellida; Haliotidae. The record is from RefSeq and is a predicted model, not a curated record.
CGCUGUCUAACGAAAAGGGGUUAUCGGUGUGAGGAGAUUUCUUAUUAGUAGACAUGGUAGAGAAAUAGUGUAACGGGACCGUGCAGCGCUUGUUGUCACAUGUGAUCAGCUGUGGUUUGAUGUUCAGGUGAAAGUAGGAUGAGGUGAAGGUCACAAUGGCCAUGUUCACCAAACUUGCAUUCUACCCAACAGUGGGCUACACGCUGUUCAUGGCACAGGUGACAUCACGGAAGUACUAUAACAGGAUUGAUGACACAGUUGUGCUGGGAGCUUUGCCAAUCAAGUGGAUCCUGAAAGAGCUGGUUGCCAAGGAGAAUGUUACUGCAUUGGUGUCGGUCAACGAGAACUUUGGUGAUCUUCAUCAGUAUGGCAUCGAGCAGCUUCAGCUUCCCACAGUGGACUACGUGGGUACUCCAUCACAAGACAACAUCCGCCGUGCCGUGAACUUCAUCAAUACGUACAGGGAGAGGAAGGAGACGGUCUAUGUUCACUGCAAGGCUGGGAGGACACGCAGCUCCACAGUAGUGGCGUGCUAUCUGAUGGAGGCUUACAACUACACUCCAGAGCAAGCAGUGGACUUCAUCAAGGCCAGAAGAAAGCAUGUAUGGAUCAGGGAAAAGCAGUGGAACUCCAUCCGAACCUUCUACAAGGAUAUGCACAAGGACCCAGUGUCUGACUGAUAAUGGAAAGAUGGAGUGAGGCAGUAGCCCCUGACCCUAGUUCAACCUGUCCAAGUCACUCUUGGUCACUCUGGGCCUGUUUCAACCAGUUUGAGUCAUUUUAGGCCAUUCUGGGCUUAUUUCAGCCUGUUUGAGUCUCUCUAGGGCACUGUGAGUCUAUUUCAACCUGUCCAAGUCACUCUGGGCCUCUUUCUCUUUCAGGC